GAUGUCUACGAUUAGAAAAAAAUGUUUAUAUUUUGUUAGUUUUAUUGUUUGAAUACUUUAGUGUUGACAUGUAUUUCAUAUGUUGGUUGUGUGCUGAUAAUUUAGCGCCGAUAUGUUUAAUAUGUUUGUGUUGUAAUGAUAUUUAGAUUCAAAUGCAUAAUUACACACAUAAUGUAAUGAUAAAGUGUGUAAAUGAUAAAGUGUGUAACUAUGAUAAAGUGUGUAACUAUGCAUUUGGUUUUAAAGUGUGUAAUCUUUGGUUUAUUUUCGUACACAAAUAACUUUAUUUGGAUGUGUGGUAAUGAUAUAAUGUGUGUAACCGUAUAAAUUGCACUGUUACACAAUUCUUUAGCGAUAAUGUGUGUAACUGUGUAAAUUGAACUGUUACACACUUGUUUUUGGCGAUAAUGUGUGUAACCGUAUAAAUUGCAUUGUCACACACUUCUUUGGCGGUACUGUGUGUAACCGUACAAUAUACACAGUUACACACAUUAUAGCUAGAAAAGUGUGUAACCGUGCAAUUUAUACGAUAACACACAUUAUCGCCAAAGAAGUGUGUAACAGUGCAAUUUAUACAGUUACACACAUUAUCGUGCUGCAAAAAAAAGUUUAAAAUUUUGUGAAUAUGCGCUGAAAUUGCCAUAUUAAAAGUCAUGAAAAUUUGGUUGAUGAAUUUUUUUUUAUUAUAUUUUCAGCAUGGUCAGUGGACGUAUGAACGACGUGAGAUGAUUGACGUGAAAUUUAAUGUCAAUGUAUAUUGUCAUGAAACAAUUCUGGAUGAUAUUAGACAUACACUUCUUUCCUUUGGAGAUGGAGUAUUCAAUAAAUUUGCUAGGUCAUGCUUUGGUCAUUUUCUUGGAUUGCCUAAACCAUUAGGAAAAUGCAUGCAAGUACUUCAUUAUGUAAUUUCACGUCAAAUGAAAUUUCGUAAUGAAGAUCCUAGUGAAUUGUGGUUUUGUAUAAAUGGAACUCCCAUUCGGUUUAGUCGAUUUGAAUUUGCGUUGGUGACUGGAUUGAGAUUUGGCGGUACAUCUUUUACUCCAUAUCGACGACAUGCUAUGCCUAUCGACUCAUUCUACACCCGUGUCCUCAAUAAUAAAAGGAUAUUGGUUAGUGACUUGCGUGAUAGAUUUAUAGCAAAAGACCUUGGAUUAUUGACAGAGGAUUAUGUAAAGGUUGCUAAAAUCUUGUUCGUCUAUAAUGUGUUAUUUGGUGUUGAGAAAUCAAAGCCGAAACAUAUAUCAGAGUGGUUAUGGGUUUUGAUUGAGGAUGAAACAACAUGGGAGUCAUUUCCGUGGGGAAGUUAUGCUUUCCAAAAACUUUUGCACUUCUUGAAGAGCAUCAAGAAAACCACUUCAUCGGGCACAGCAAAGCGAGAGUCAUACACUUUAUUUGGUUUUAGCACAGCCUUUAUGGCUUGGAUAUAUUGUGCUAUCCCAGAAUUUGGAUCUACCAUAGGUGUUGUAUCUUCAACAACAAAGAUCCCUCGUAUGCUGCGCUUUCGUUAUACUCGGGGAAAUAUAGAUGUGGCUGAUGUGAAAGAUGAGGUAUACCCCAAGUUGGAGCCUAAUGAUGAAGAAAGAAAAAAGUCAAUUUGGGGUACAAUUGAGAAAGAAGGGAUGCCACUUCUUCUACACUAUGACCACUCCUUAGAUAGAACCAAAAGAGGUCGUGUACAAGACUCCAUUGUGACUCAUCCACCAUCCGGUACAAAUGCCACGACUCAGCAAAGAAAUCAAAGGUCUUAUCUGCCACCAACACACACAGUGGCUGUCCCCCAAAGGCCCCCGAUGGUUGACUCGUCAAGUCAGCACCACACUAGGAGCACCCAUGGUCCAGAGGACCCUGUUUAUAGCUUCACUUUUUCGCAGAGACAAGCACUUGUUCAAGAGAUAGACGAAUAUGUUGUUAGUCAAUUGAUGACUACUGAUUUUGUUCAUCGGAUUGGUGAGUAUGCUGCCGAUCGAGUUAUGAGUCGGAUUGGUGACAUGCUACCUCGAUAUACAGAGCCUAUGUCAGAGGAAAGAUGUACAUCGCAUGUUCUGGGUGGACAUGAUAUAAAUGAUGACAGACAUGUGGCCAGUGAUCCUGGUUCCGUGGAGCCACUACAGAACAUCAUAGAAAAAGGUGAUGCUAUAAAUAAUGAGAGACAAAUGGAGGAUGAUCAUUUGGAGCGCGGUCCUACUUCCGUGGAGCCACUAGAGAACAUUAUAGGAAAGAGUGAUGAUGCAAAUGAUAGGAGACAUAUCUCGGAUGAUCAUUUGGAGCAUGGACCUACUUCCAUGGAUGAAUUUGGUGGAUUUCAUUUGGUAUCUCAAUGGACACAACCAACCGAGACUUCCCAGUUAGAUGAUACUCCGGUUGAUGCAGAUGUUGUCAAACAGGAUGGAAAUCACACAAUUCCUCCGAAACUUAUAUUUAUUACUACAUGGUGUUAUGGUGAUGAUGGUGUAUGUGCAGGUGAGAGUCUAGAGACGAAGUUCUUGACCCCGUAUCUGGAGCUCUUCACUCCGGAUUUCUCAAACGGCGUCAACUUCGCCUUGGGCGGCGCCGACUCUCGCCUGGGAAGAAACGACGUCACUCCAGUUGCGUACACGCUGGGGAACGAAAUUGCCGAAUUCAGUCGGUUUCGAAACGUCUCCAUUCGCCGCGGCUCUCUUGAUGCAGGGCAGGUGAAAUCUGCUCUCUUCAUGUUGGAUAUCGCCCAAAACGAUAUCCAAUUCGACGGCGAUUCCAAACCUCUCCAAAAAGUUCUGGGCAUAGUCCCCACAAUCGUCUCCAACAUUAGGGAGGCUAUGCAGAACAUAUACCAGCUGGGUGGGAGAAAUUUCUGGGUGCACAACACGGGGCCGUUGGGCUGUUUGCCUUCUAACGUAGCCCUCAUAAAUGCAUCCACGGUGGUGGACGAGUACGGCUGCGUUUCCGACAGGAACAAAGCAGCUGCCGCCUUCAACUCCCAGCUUGAGCGUCUCUGUCGGGAGCUGCGGUUGGAGAUGGGCGACGCCACCAUCGUCUACGUUGACAUCUACUCCAUCAAGUUGGACUUGAUCGUCAACGCGACAUCCUAUGGGUUUGAGAAUCCUUUCGUGGAGUGCAAGCCGCGGGGACAGAGUGUGUGCGCGGAGGGGUCGCGGUAUGUGAGCUGGGAUGGAACUCAUUACACGGAGGCUGCUAAUAUGUUGGUUGCCUCUAAAAUACUUUCCACCACUUUCUCUACUCCACCUCUUCCAUUUCAAUUUUUUUGCAAUUAAUUAUCUACUCGUGUCUUGUCGUCUCCACUAUAUUUGUAAUAAUCUUCCUCCUUUGCUUAUUGUAGUUUUUAUGGAUCUUUAUUUUUUCUUUUUCCUAGUGUAUGUGUUGAAUGAGAUGAGAUUUAGUAUCCAACAAUUUUUUGAAUGUGAGAUUAUUAUAUAA
Molecule: messenger RNA, 3414 nt
Organism: Salvia miltiorrhiza (redroot sage)
Lineage: Eukaryota; Viridiplantae; Streptophyta; Magnoliopsida; Lamiales; Lamiaceae
Exons: 9
Coding region: 654-3251 (865 amino acids)
Molecular function (GO): hydrolase activity, acting on ester bonds
Source: RefSeq, a predicted model, not a curated record